AUGCGGGUGGGGGGGGACACAGUGUGGAAGCUCUCCCUAGGUCAAAACCGAAGUCUUCAAGACACAACUGUGCCCAGAUUUAUAGGUGACCCACUGCAAAAUUCAACCAAGUGGGUGACUUUUUUGAGUCCAACACUUUGCGACGGUGUUUCAGAGCAGCAAGCUAAGAACAUACCAGGAGGAAAAAUCGCCAACUCUUUCCCAGUAAUCUACUCACUUUUAUUCUUCAACCUGAUGUAUUCUGUGGUACUUUCUGGACAUCGAGAGUGGUGGCCACCAUCAGGAUCUUUUAAGGUGAAAUGUCCUUAUAGAAAAGUAGACUUGAGUUGGUACUCUAGCACAAUGAAUCCAUGCUCAGAUGUACAUCAACCCAUCUGUGGCACAAAUGUCCAAACCUAUGACAACCCCUGCAUCUUGUGUAUUGAAAGCAUGUGAGUAUCAUUUGGGGAAGAGAACAUUGAAUAAGUUCACUCCACAGAAAUUACUGUCUACCCUUCCCACCAAGCAUGUUAGCCUUGAAUGUAGGAAUUUGUUCAAGUUUGGACAGAUAAUAAUCAGGCCUCACUCAGAAGAGCAUAUGGUAAUAGAAAUCUCACUGG
Messenger RNA from Loxodonta africana (African savanna elephant), 599 nucleotides. It is a transcript of the gene SPINK14, whose product is annotated as serine peptidase inhibitor Kazal type 14 (putative). Gene Ontology annotation, molecular function: protein binding. The coding region runs from base 1 to 435 and encodes 144 amino acids. Lineage: Eukaryota; Metazoa; Chordata; Mammalia; Proboscidea; Elephantidae. The transcript is spliced from 4 exons. The record is from RefSeq and is a predicted model, not a curated record.